AUGGCUGGUCACGGUCACCACAGCUUUAACGGCCCUCCUAAGCCCCCUGUGGCUCACGUCCCCCGUAUUUACCGAUUCACCGCAACAGCUCUAGGCGCUGGCAUGUGGUUCUUCCUCAUGUACCGGGCAAAGAAGGACGGUGCCGUUCUCCUCGGCCUCAAGCACCCUUGGGACCACUAA
Molecule: messenger RNA, 180 nt
Organism: Fusarium poae
Lineage: Eukaryota; Fungi; Ascomycota; Sordariomycetes; Hypocreales; Nectriaceae
Exons: 3
Coding region: 1-180 (59 amino acids)
Cellular component (GO): mitochondrial inner membrane
Source: RefSeq, a predicted model, not a curated record